AUGGUGGGAUUUACCUGUUGCGUCCCUGGCUGCUAUAACAACAGCGCGAAAAACAAAGGGUUAGGCUUCUACAGCUUUCCGAAGGAGAAACGCCCAAGAGAGGAAUGGAUUGCGAGAAUCGGUCGAGCGGGCAACAAAGGCCGCCCAUCAGAGGAGCCUUCUACAUCUGCCACCGCUGCAUCCAACCACAGUGUAGAGCUUGCGAGGAAUGACCACAUCACUGAUGGAUCCGUUGUUCCUGAGCACGGGUACGGGCUUCCGACUCAGUGUUUGGACGAGCUACGUGCAAUCAUCCUGAGCCAAAAAGUCAUGUUACUUGAGUUGCAAGAAAAAGUCAGUGAAGCCAAGGAAGAUGCAGAGGCCCAAAGGAUUAGACUCAGGCAGACAGAAGUGGCAGCAGCAGACAAGUUCAAUGAAAUUAAAAAAGAAAACAGUGUGCUCAGAAGUCAACUUGCCUAUUUGCAAGCUGAGGUGGAGACACUCAAGGAGAGCCUAGAAGCAAAAACUGAAGAAUUAUCGUACAGUGCACUCCUUAGUGAGCCCAGAAAAAUGAGAUACUACACUGGCUUUUCUUCACCAGAGCUACUUAAGGGGUUCUUCUCAUUCUUGCAACCACAAAUCGAACAUCUUCAGUAUUGGCAAGCGUCACCAAAGACAACAAGCAGGAACAGAAGAUUUGUUCUGUCCUCAGAAGAUCAGCUGCUUCUUACUCUUAUGAGGCUAAGGCUUGGACUGGAUGGUGUGGACCUGGCUUACAGAUUUGGAGUAUCUGAGAGCACACUGUCAAGAAUCUGGAUCACAUGGGUGGACUUCCUGUACAACCGCCUUCGCCAGGUGCCAACUGUUCUCACACCCGAGUUGUGUGACAAGUACAGGCCACAACCAUUCAAGGACAAAGGCUACUCAACUGUUGAUGGAAUCCUUGAUUGCACGGAAAUAUUCAUAGAAACCCCAUCAUCGUUUCGUGUGCAGAGUGACACAUAUUACAACUAUAAAAAACUUAAUACUGCUAAGGGACUGGUAAUGUGCAGCCCCAAUGGCCUGGUGACAUAUGUGUCUGACCUUUCACCGGGGCGACUUUCAGACAAGGACCUAACUAUUAGCAGUGGGGUCCUCGAGACGAUUUGUGCCGGUAGAAGCGUCAUGGCUGAUCGUGGAUUUUUGAUUGAGGAAGAGUGCAGGAAACGUUCUAUUGCUUUGAACAUUCCACCUUUCAUGAGAGGAAAGAGCCAACUCAGCCAGGAGGAAGAACAGGAAACAAGAAAAAUUGCAAGCAUUCGGAUUCACAUUGAAAGGGUGAUCCGGCGCAUCAAAAAUUAUGAGAUACUGGCUACUGUCCUCCCAAACACCAUGACCAACCAGUUAAACAAGAUAUGGCAUAUCUGUGCUCGCAUCAUCAAUUUCACGGACAGGCCACUGCUGGACAAGAGUGCUACACCAGAUGCUGAAAACUGA
Messenger RNA from Ornithodoros turicata, 1455 nucleotides. RefSeq lists its product as uncharacterized. Bases 1 to 1455 code for a protein of 484 amino acids. The record is from RefSeq and is a predicted model, not a curated record. The transcript is spliced from 4 exons. Lineage: Eukaryota; Metazoa; Arthropoda; Arachnida; Ixodida; Argasidae.